GUGCCUAUCCCCCCCUUCUCGUUGCCCCUGAAGUGCUCUCUGUCAAGCGAGGUGAGAUAAAUUUCCAGCGCCGCUGGGACCCACAAGAGGAGACCGCAGCGGGCCGUGGCCGAGGAGGCAGAAGACCACCGCCUGCACCGCCAGGCUUGCGUAAGCAGGCCUGGACGCUCCGCUCCCAAACCGGCUGGGUAGCUUUAGGACGCAGUGCAGUGUUCGAAGGUGGCAGGCAGGCGCCGGCUGUCGGCGCCUUCCGAAGUCCACGAAGAUACCCUCCAGGUCCUGAAGAGUCCUGCAGCGAGGUGACGUUGCCUCGUGGCCCAGCCGGCCACAUGCCGCCGUUCAUGGAGGCGAUCAGCGCCACCGAAUCCACCAGCUGCUGGAGCGGCGUGGCGGGCCGUGGACAGCUGCUCAGGAAGACGCACCGCUCGUGGGCUGCAGUGUCGAAGGCGCUCACGAGCUGGGACCUGACGCAGCGCCGAGCCCUCGAGCACGGCGACCCAGUUCAGGAACGACACCGAGGCGCACUUCGGCACCAGCACCAGGGCAUGGGCAACGAGCUGGGACAGUGCGGCGCGUCGACGGGUACCCCCUGGCGGUAGUCGAAGCCACAGUUGCCGUCCACGAUGGUCCCGCCUGGGACGAAGCGGUCGUUGCCGAGCAGGCUCACCAGGCAGCCGGCGCGCGCGCCCGCGGGGUCUGCAGGCACCGCGGCCAGCAGGUCCAGGAGUGCCUGCUCCCCUGCAUGUCGCCGCCGUCGGCAAAAGCUCGUGCUAGUCGAAGCAGAGCGAGCGCUGCCCAUCGGCCAACCUGGCG
Molecule: messenger RNA, 813 nt
Organism: Prorocentrum cordatum
Lineage: Eukaryota; Dinophyceae; Prorocentrales; Prorocentraceae
Source: the annotation of a GenBank genome assembly